Molecule: messenger RNA, 2991 nt
Organism: Cucurbitaria berberidis CBS 394.84
Lineage: Eukaryota; Fungi; Ascomycota; Dothideomycetes; Pleosporales; Cucurbitariaceae
Product: Utp14-domain-containing protein
Exons: 1
Coding region: 1-2991 (996 amino acids)
Biological process (GO): rRNA processing
Cellular component (GO): nucleolus; small-subunit processome
Source: RefSeq, a predicted model, not a curated record
AUGCCGCCUCGAGUAGCGCGGAGCUCUAUCCAGAGCAGCAGCCAGCCUGCAAAGGCUCGCCCAAAUACUCGAAACCCGAAGAAAGCGGCAAAGCGCGCCCUGAAUGCUUUCUCCAUCGCCCAGUACGAGAACCCGGAGAAAGUCAAGGUCAGCAAGCAUCGACUCGGCGAAUUCGACCCAGCCUUCAAACGCAAGAGGUCACGCAACGACGAUGAAGAGGAGGAGGAUGAGGACGACGAAGAAGAAGAAUCUGCGGGGCCGAAAAGACAGAAGAAGCGAAGCGGAAGUGAGAGCUUUGACGAAGGCAGCGAUUCUGAGGGCAACACCUGGCAGAUGGGUCAUGUCGAUGACGAUGAUGACGACGAUAUAGACUCAGAUGAGGCGUUUGGGGAGAGCGACGAGGAGAGGUUCGAGGGAUAUACGUUCCGAGGAAGCUCGACAACCCAAAAAGGCGCAGCAAAGAAGCCAAGACGACAGGGCAGAGCAGCUGAUGAUAGCGACAUGGACUUGGACGAAGGCGAUAGUGCGGAUGGCGAGGAAGAGGAAGAUGAUGGCCUGGGCGAAGACGCUAUUGACCUAGCCACGGCGCUUGAUCAGUACGACGAGGAUGAGGCUGAAGAGAAGAGGGAAAAGAAGAGGAAGAAGAAGCAGGCUUCCGCCUUUGACGGCAGCGAUGAGGACUCGAGCCAGGGCGAGGAUGACGCCGCAGAUAGUGCGUCUGAUGUCUCAUCUGACGACAGCGAGGAAGAUGAGGAAGAUCGGCAGGCGCAGCUGAAUGAUCUCAUAUCUUCGCUGGCGUCACAAGAGGAGGGCAAGCCCACGGGCAGGAAAGUCGAGGUUCAUGAGUCUGCUGUUCCAGACGAGUUUGGGGUCUCUAGGAAGGUAGACCUUCUCAGCUUCAAGCCCAAGGUGGCUGACGAAGAGAAGAAGAGGGCGCUCAAGUUACUUCGCGACGACAAGUCCUCAAAACGGAAUGAUAUUGCCAGGAAGCUAGACGCCCCUCUACCAAAACGACAACAAGACAAGCUCGACCGAGCUGCUGCUACUGCCAAGGCGAAUGAGACGCUCGAGCGCUGGACUGACACGAUCAAGCAAAACCGUCGCGCUGAGCAUCUCAUGUUUCCUCUGCAGAAUAAGAGUGGAGGCGAACCCAUGGGAGAAAAGACACUUCUACCUACAACGACCGCUGCCCCUGCCAACGACCUCGAAAGCACCAUCCAGGCCAUUCUCCAGCAGAGCGGUUUGUCGAAUGGAAAUGACGGCGAGGACCAAAUUCAAAAGUGGGAAGAGCUACAGACAAAUAAGCUCCCCAUUGAAGAAGUAAUGAGGCGCCGCGCGCAGUUGCGGAUAGAGCGCGAACUCCUCUUCCGCGAAGAAGUCCGGUCCAAGCGUAUCAAGAAGAUCAAGAGCAAGUCUUACCGCCGAGUUCAUCGCAAAGAGCGUGAGAAACUCCUGCAAAAAGAGCGGGAACAGCUCAAAGCAGACGGUGUUGAUCUCUCUGAAGAAGAGCGCGAGUACAACGACCGUCGAAGAGCUGAAGAACGCAUGGGCGCUAAGCACCGCGAGAGCAAAUGGGCCAAGGGCAUCAAGGCAACCGGUCGGGCAGCAUGGGAUCAGGGCGCUUUAGACGGCGUUACCGAAAUGGCCAGGCGCAACGAGGAACUUCGCCGCCGCGUCGAAGGCAAAACUAUACGCGACGAUGAUGACGAGGGCUCAGAUGUUCCCAGCGAAGACGACGAAAGUGAAAAUGACGACGAUGAGCAAUCAGACAACGGAAUUCUACAAAAGUCACUUGGCAAGUUGAAGCAGAAUCCGUUUUCAACAGAUAAGUCGAAGCUGGGUCAAAUGGCCUUCAUGCAGAAAGCUGAAAAGGCCAAGCGUGCGCAGAAUGACGAAGCCGUUGAGCAAAUGCGGCGCGAACUUGCUGGUGAGGAUAGCAUGAGCGAUGAAGAGCGCGAGAACACCGCGAAGGUCGGACGCCGCAAAUAUGGUCCUGGCAACAAUAUUGCUCCUGCGAUACAGAUAAAUCGCAGUGAGUUCGAAGAGCAUCCUGGCUCAGACGAUGAAGAGACCAAGAAUAAGGAAGUUGCGAAUGAUGAGGAGUCUGUUUCGAAUGGAGCACGCGCCCAAAAGGGUAGAACCAAUGGUCUUUCAAACGGCAAUCGAAAAGUAAACCGGAGUGGAGCACCUUCGCCUGAGAAAGAUGACAGCGGCUCAUCGAAUCCUUUCCUCGCGAAAGCUAAGAAACAGAAGACGGCGCAACCAGCGCCUGAGCUCUUCCCCUUCACAGACGGCACGGAGCCAUCGGUAGCGGCAAAGGCCACAUCUGGACCGAAGCCCAAUUCAAAAGCUCAGUCAAAGCCUGAACCGGCUGCAGAAGUACAACCAUCUACAGUUGACUCAUUUCUCCAGCAACGCGUUACCGCCGCCGAUGACGAUGGCUGGGCGACGGUGCUGGGCGGUCAAGACGAAGAUCAAGAUCAAGAUGAACAGGACAUUGAAGAUGAAGGUUUCGACCUCGACAUCGUCUCCCGCAACCAGGCUCUCACUGCUAAAGGUUUCGCCGGUGACGACGUAGCCGCCGAAUUUGCUGCAGAGAAGAAGGCUACCAUCGAAGAGGAGGAAUCCACCGAAACAACGAACUAUCUUCCAGGUUGGGGCGCAUGGGCGGGUGACGGUAUGACUAAAGCCGAGAAGGCGCGUAACAAGGGCCAGAAGACUGUCACGAAGAAACAGGGUAUUGAUGCCAACAAGAGAAAGGAUAGGAAGCUGGAGAAGGUUAUUAUCAACGAGAAGAGGGUCAAGCAGAAUGUUAAGUAUAUGGCGAGUCAACUACCGUUCCCGUUCGAGACGAGGGAGCAGUAUGAGAGGAGUUUGAGGGUGCCGAAGGGCAAGGAGUGGACUACCAAGAAGACGUUUCAGGAUGCGACCAGGCCGAGGGUCAUCGUUAAGCAAGGAAUUAUUGCACCACUGCGGAAGCCUCUGGUCUAA